Messenger RNA from Hemicordylus capensis (graceful crag lizard), 5970 nucleotides. It is a transcript of the gene GFPT1, whose product is annotated as glutamine--fructose-6-phosphate transaminase 1. Lineage: Eukaryota; Metazoa; Chordata; Lepidosauria; Squamata; Cordylidae. The coding region runs from base 134 to 2617 and encodes 827 amino acids. Gene Ontology annotation, biological process: UDP-N-acetylglucosamine metabolic process; carbohydrate derivative biosynthetic process; fructose 6-phosphate metabolic process. The record is from RefSeq and is a predicted model, not a curated record. Gene Ontology annotation, molecular function: L-glutamine:D-fructose-6-phosphate transaminase (isomerizing) activity; carbohydrate derivative binding. The transcript has 20 exons.
CUAGCUGGCUCUCGCAGUGGCAGCGCGGCUCCCCCCACCCCACCCCCGGACAUGUCUCCGUGCGUUCCGCCGCCAGCCAGGGCUCGCGUGCCCAGCCACGUGGCGAGAGGUGCCCGCAGCCCGCCCCAGGCGGAUGCGGAUCCGGCCUCUGCUGCCACGUCCCUCCCAAGCAGCGCCGGCGGCCUGUGAGGCGGAGCGAGGCCGGGGCGGGCCCAGCCCAGCGGGGCCCAAUGGCGGGCCGGGCGGGGAGCCUGCGCCCCUCGCCCGCCGCCGCCGCCACACGCCUCCGCCCCCGUUGCCAGCAGCCCAGGAGGGAGCGCCAGCAGAAGCAGCCGCCGCCGCCUCCUCCGCCUCGCUGCUACGCCCGGCCCGGCUGCCUCUUCCCGCCUCGGCCCCGGCAGGCGACGCCAUCAUGUGCGGUAUCUUUGCCUACCUGAACUAUCAUGUUCCCCGGACCAGACGGGAGAUCCUGGAAACCCUUAUUAAAGGGCUCCAGAGACUGGAGUACAGAGGAUAUGACUCUGCUGGAGUUGGAAUUGAUGGAGGCAAUGAUAAAGACUGGGAAGCCAAUGCCUGCAAAAUUGCACUCAUCAAGAAGAAGGGAAAGGUGAAGGCUCUGGAUGAAGAAGUGAACAAACAACAGGAUAUGGACCUGGACAUUGAGUUUGAUGUACAUCUUGGAAUUGCCCACACUCGCUGGGCUACACAUGGUGAGCCCAGUCCUGUCAACAGUCAUCCGCAGCGAUCGGAUAAGGACAAUGAAUUUAUUGUUAUCCACAAUGGCAUCAUCACAAACUACAAAGAUCUGAAAAAAUUCUUGGAAAGCAAAGGGUAUGAAUUUGAGUCCGAGACUGAUACAGAGACGAUUGCCAAACUUGUCAAGUACAUGUACGACAACCGUGAAAGUGACGAUAUCAGCUUCACCACCUUAGUCGAGAGGGUCAUCCAACAACUGGAAGGUGCGUUUGCCCUGGUAUUCAAGAGUGUUCACUAUCCCGGUCAAGCAGUCGGAACCAGGAGGGGGAGCCCGCUGCUCAUCGGAGUGCGAAGCGAGCACAAGCUUUCUACUGACCACAUUCCAAUACUGUACAGAACAGGCAAAGACAAGAAGGGAAGUUGCAGCCUGUCUCGCAUUGACAGCACUACCUGCCUCUUUCCUGUGGAAGAGAAGGCCGUGGAGUACUACUUUGCAUCUGACGCGAGUGCAGUUAUUGAACACACCAACAGAGUCAUCUUUCUAGAAGAUGACGAUGUGGCGGCUGUUGUGGAAGGUCGUCUCUCCAUCCAUCGAAUCAAGCGCGGGGCUGGCGAUCACCCUGGGCGCGCUGUUCAGACCCUGCAGAUGGAACUUCAGCAGAUCAUGAAGGGUAACUUCAGUUCGUUCAUGCAGAAGGAAAUUUUUGAACAACCGGAAUCUGUUGUUAACACCAUGAGGGGAAGAGUCAACUUUGAUGACUACACUGUAAAUCUUGGAGGCUUGAAAGAUCACAUUAAGGAGAUCCAGAGGUGUCGGCGUCUGAUCCUAAUUGCUUGUGGGACAAGUUAUCAUGCUGCAGUUGCAACUCGUCAAGUGCUGGAAGAACUAACGGAAUUGCCUGUCAUGGUGGAACUAGCCAGUGACUUCUUGGACAGAAACACUCCAGUCUUCCGAGAUGACGUGUGCUUUUUCAUUAGCCAGUCAGGUGGGGUCUUUCUCCGGGAAGUGUCAGCAGGCACAAGUGGUUGCAGCUCAUGGAGCCCCGAGCAGAUGCCUCCCUGCAGUUCUCCCUUCAGGACUUCGGAGCACAAAGCACCAUCCCCUCCCAUCUUGACAGCGCUGAAAAACCACAACAUCCUAGCAGGUGAGACCGCAGACACGCUGAUGGCCCUUCGGUACUGCAAGGAGAGAGGAGCCCUCACUGUAGGCAUCACCAAUACUGUUGGUAGCUCAAUAUCCCGGGAGACCGACUGCGGAGUGCACAUCAAUGCUGGGCCAGAGAUUGGAGUUGCCAGCACCAAGGCCUACACAAGCCAGUUUGUUUCACUGGUCAUGUUUGCACUCAUGAUGUGUGAUGACAGAAUCUCUAUGCAAGAAAGACGGAAAGAAAUAAUGCGAGGUCUCAAGUUACUGCCUGACUUGAUUAAAGAAGUCCUGAGCAUGGACGAUGAGAUCCAGAAGCUGGCCACAGAGCUCUACCACCAGAAGUCCAUCCUCAUCAUGGGCCGUGGCUAUCACUACGCGACGUGCCUGGAAGGCGCUCUGAAAAUCAAGGAGAUCACCUACAUGCACUCGGAAGGCAUCCUGGCUGGCGAGCUGAAGCACGGGCCCCUCGCGCUGGUGGACAAGCUGAUGCCUGUGAUCAUGAUCAUCAUGAGGGACAACACCUAUGCCAAGUGCCAGAACGCGCUGCAGCAAGUGAUGGCACGGCAGGGGCGGCCAGUCGUGAUUUGUGGUAAGGAGGAUACUGAGACCAUCAAAAACAACAAGCGGACCAUCAAAGUCCCCCACUCUGUGGAUUGCCUGCAGGGAAUCCUGAGCGUCAUUCCUUUACAGCUUCUGGCUUUCCACCUUGCAGUCCUCAGAGGCUAUGAUGUUGACUUUCCAAGAAACCUGGCCAAAUCUGUUACAGUCGAGUAGGAGAUAUCUCAAUCAUUGUUUCACGGAUGUUAGUGACUUUUAUUUUUUUGUACUGGAGGACAUUGAUUUUAAAAGUCCCCUCUUGAUCAAAUCUUAUUUCAUGUGUCCAAGAAUCUUUACAAUUCUGUUGCAUUUGUGAUGGUUAAAAGUUGAACCCAUGAGCUAUGCCAAUAGCAUCAAUUAGUGGUGAUGAUUUCAAAGUAGUUUUUAUCUUUUAAAAAAAUCUUCUAGCUUGAUGAGAUUUUAGGCCUCUCUAGUGAGAAAUCACCCAGCCGAUGAAUCAUCCCUAGACAUUCAGGCUGGUCAGAUCUUCUAAGAAUCUAGCUGCGAAAUAAGGAAUAGCUCUCAAAGUCAUGUGUGCAGAGAUGGGGCCCAUAGACUGCGUUCUGCCACAGGUAACAGCUCUUUCUUCAUUGCUCAGUGAUGUCUGUUGUCAAAAGGUAGGAUCCAUGUGGACCUGGCUGGUUUGGUUGGGCUCAUUGCACGGUGGACUCCUGCACUUCCAGCAAUCAGGAUUUGUGCAGCUUGCUAGAAAAGCACAGUGGCAUCAGCCCAUCAUGCAUUGGUCCCCUCAGUCAGCACAAAUCUACAGGCAUCCUUCAUACUCUGGAUCUUCACCCACCCCCAUUUUUGAUGUCACUCUUUGCAUUUCAUUUGUAAAAAAUACAAUGCCUAAAAAAAGAAGAGUUCUGCCUAGACAAUCUUGCAGAGUUGGGACUGAGACGAGGGGCCAAUUCUUGCAUUUAUUUUUGAUGCAGUGGAAUUGCUGUGAGGCAACCUGACCUUGUCAUGCUCGUUUGGCGAGAUAGAUACUCUUGGCAUUUAUCCCAAGAGUGUGGUUAACUUUGGCUUCCCGGGUGCCUCUUUCACAGCAGUAAAGAACAGGCAUUGUUUGCAGUCAAAGGGAAGUCUGCCCUUGAGCCCUCCAGGAGUCUUGAACCCCCCAUAAUUGUGUGGGCAAGGGGGCGGAACUGGAUUCUGUGCUGGCCAUCUGUGUUCCUGCAAGCACCUUAUCUGCAGAGCCAAAGCAAUGGUGCUUAGCGCCAGACUGUCUGUCAUUAAUGGUUCUCCAGUUAAGUCUCUCCUCUCUCCCCUGAUCCACUCAUGUUGACCCAGUGCGUCCCGGGGCAAAACUGGAGUGAGAACACGUGAGGCUCUCAGCUGAAUCCAUGUAAGCAAUGAUGGAGGCCAAGCUGCCGUUAUCACACUGUGGAGGACAUUCUCCUCCCCUCCCUCCCUGGGACAGGUGGUGAAACGAGUGCGGAGUCCAAAUGGGCGCUCUGUAUGCUUUGUUAGAAAGUCGUUUUACUCCCAAACGCUGUUGGUUUUUGAAAAGUUGUUUUGACAAAUGAGGGGAGAAAGGAAAUGGGCAGGCAUGUGUGUCUUGCCUCCCAACUGGACUGAGUAUUUUGGAGUAUUAUUCUGGAGUAUUUUGGGACCAUUUCAGCCCCUUCCAAAAGAUGCUUUUUGCCCUCAAAAUGUCCAGGGUGGUGAUUUUGGCAGAGCACCAGCUGCAUCCAUUUAUUGAAGUCCUCUUAAGAUAAUUUUCCCUUCCAACCCCAAAUCCCAUCAGCGUGCAGGAGAACUGUGUUUAAUGUGAAUGACCAAUUUUAAAUAAGAAUGUUUGUAACUUGCUGCUAUAUAUAGGGUUUCUUACAAGAAGUGAAAGAAAAGGUCGACAAAAUGUUGAGCCGUUUCAGGCAGUCUGCCACUUGUCUUUUCCCUAACCUAGUCCGAGGGAAACAAGCUAGUAUUACUCUCGCCUAGUAAUGCAUAAACCUAGUUUAGAAACGGAACUGCCAUGCAUUCAUUCCACUACUAUACUGAUGUUUGUGAAGUAGGUAAGAGGGGCACAAGGUGAUUAGAUAAAUGCAUAGUGCAGGUAAUUUAGGAGAGAGACCAUGCAAUAGAAGAUGAAAACCAAAGAUGAUCUGUAGCAACGAGCUCCUAGCAGCAGGACUUUUCCAGCUUUGAAAGCCAUUGAUUCUGCAAAGAUGGCAAAAGUCUCGCUGACUCAAAUGGACAGUCCCCAACUCCCAAAGCAGUAGGGCAGAGGUGCUGAGAGAAGUGUUGUUAAUAGCGUCCUCUGACAGUACUGCUUUCGCUGCUGCAUUUCAAGACUGGAGGAAUUGAAGAUGGUUCAGAAACUGGGAAAAGGGCAAGUAAGCCCAAAUAACGGAGGUUUUAUUUUUGAACAGCAAGUGGUUCCCUGCAUCCUGCUUUUUAGUGGAUCAGAGCUCAAUGUCCUAGUAGGGAGACCUCAGGGAUGGCAUGAGGUGGACUAAGAAAAGGGUCAGGCUAUUGUCCCUCCUCCAGUGUCCAGGAAUGGGAAUUUGAUGGCAGGACCACACCCAAAAUGGGUGUCUGGGGGCAUUUUCAGUCUUGAAUGCUCAUACUCAAGCUCUCGUACUCUGUCACAUUGGAAAUGUUAGUUGCCAUUCAGUUAGACGUGAAGUAGCCCACAAAUACAGCUGAAUGCUGGAUAGCUGUGGAAUUUCAUACUGUCAAAAAGUUACCUUGCAAACGUCUGUGUUGUUAUGUAGCGUCAAGGUUCAGGGUCUCCUCCAUGCUCCCCCUGGAGCAGUCCUGAAGGGAAUAUUCUGCUCUAAAGUUUCUCUUGAAAGCCAGCUUGCUGCUUUGGUGCAAAUUAAAGUUGAGGCACCGGUGAUGGCCCUUUGUGGACUGUCUUUAGCUUUCUUACUGGCUUGCUGAAACCAUCCGAAGAGGAGAAUCCCCUUUGGGAGGAGGCUUCACUCCACUUUGGUUCAUCCUACUGUUGGUGAACUGGAAUGUGUGCAGUUCAGCCAGUUACAGUACAGUGUCUAUGUGGCUCAAGGGGAUGCUGGCAGAUGGUGGCUCUGAGCAAUCUUUCCUGCAUCACCUUCCCUGUGGGGCGAUGACCCCUGGCUUUGUGCACAACAGAUCUAGAAGUCAGCAAGCUUGUUAACAUGGAGAACUCAUGGAACUCAACCAUCCAACCUAGUGUGGCCCUUCGCACUUUUGUCGUGGCCAACAUUCUUAGUUAUGAAUUUUCCUUGUUUCUGCUUACCGAAGAUUGACAUGGCUGACAACUGGCCUUCACGUGAAAAAAUUAAAUGAAAUUAUAUGUGUCUCUGUGUGUGUGUGUAACUUGGAACAUUUUAGGCAAUAUGUUUCCUCUCUCUGCUUGUUUUCCUUUUGAAUGUAUAUAUCCAGCUUGCCUUGGUUUUAUGGGGACCACAAUGUACUUCUUUCGUCCUGUGUGCUCUGCACAGCGUUGAUUGGGGCUGUAGGCAUUUAUUGUUCAUGUUUUCAGUUCUUAGCUUACCUUUUUUGUAUCUUGCUCUUUGAAUAAAAACAAGUGCCCAACCUGA